Messenger RNA from Prunus armeniaca (apricot), 267 nucleotides. Lineage: Eukaryota; Viridiplantae; Streptophyta; Magnoliopsida; Rosales; Rosaceae. The record is from the annotation of a GenBank genome assembly.
AUGGGAUUGGAACCCAACUCCACAUCGUACUCAGAAUCGCAAUCCGCAGCAGCCCGAACCCUCUUCGUCACACGAGAAAGCUUGGGAAAGACACCAGGGGAUCCUCCUCCAUGGGCAAUUGAAAUUCAGGGAGACGCACACUUAGAAACAAUAGAUCGGCGGCUGGAAACCACCGCAAUGGCAGUUCCCAGUAAGAAGAGUCGCGAAGGUUCCGUACCACUCGGUGCUCUCACUUUGGAGAGAAAUAUACAAGACUUGUGUCUUUAA